AACUUGUUUAACUUAUCUGCAGAUAUUUCGACCACUCGUAGACAUUUGAACCACUAUCUGAAUAUGGCGGUAUGGUCCUGCUUACUGGGUUGUAUUUACAUAUUUCAGUCAAGUACUACGACGUUUUAAUCAGCAGCUACAUGCGAAGCGGUAGUACACUGACGGGUAUUAUUCUAGGCUGGAGAGCUGACACGUUCUAUUUAUAUGAACCUUUCUGGAAAGUCUCGCAGUGGGCUUACUGGCAUGGUAACGACACAGUUUGUCGCUCUGAUUAUCUAGACUGCAGGAAAGUAGAACCAGGGAAGGCAGUUCAAGACAAAUCAUUUCCUAACAACAAAUACAAAGACCACCCUGUGUCAUUAGUCAUGGCAAUGAAGAUAUUAAGAAAAAUCUACAGUUGUCAAUUUGAUGGCUUGAAACGGACAGUUUUUGAUCGGCACAUAACAGUUGGAUUAGGCGGUCCCAGCUGGAGUCAGAUGCGUACUUGCAUGAAAAGCAAGGGGGAAUUUGAAUCAUGUCUUCAGAGUUAUAUUCCACAAAACUGUAAGAACGCAACACAUCGUGUCGCCAAAGUACUGCGACUGUCAGUUGAUCUGCUGGAAGAUAUACUUCGUGCACGUAAAAACCUGAAGGUCAUUCAUCUGUUUAGAGAUCCAAGGGCAAUCAUCAAUUCAAGAAUUGAGAGAAAAUGGUAUCCACCACAUAAAGAAGAACGAAUCAUUGAGAACGCCAAAACUUUAUGCAAUAAAAUGCUGUAUGACUUUCAAGCAGGUCAAAAAUUAUCUAAACUUUACCCUGAUCGAUUUAUGUUCGUUUACUAUGAAGAUUUAAGCGAAAACCCAUCCGGUAAAUCGAAAGAAUUAUUCAAAUAUUUUGGUAUGAAUUUAGAGGAACAUAAGUACAGACACGUGAAGAAAUUAUCUGUAUUUAACAACGCAGCGAAACGAAGUGAACGUCAGAAUAACACAGCAUUCUGGUGGAGAAAGUCCUUAAAGUGGGACAUUGUGCAGAAAAUGGAGCCAUUAUGUAAAGAUGUCUUUACAGAACUUGGAUAUAAAAUUUUUACUAACGUGCAGGAAUAUCAAAACCUCUCAACUUCCAGUAUUACUAUACCAAAUAAGUAUUUAAUCCUGAAGGUUAAAGAGAAUGCAUCCCAAGAUUAAUUUGUAGCUUUGGUUUUGUUUACGUUAUAAAAAAAAAUCUGUAGGAAAAUCCCUCGGAAGCAUAGAAUGCAACAAAGCAAAAUGAUAGCAAAUUCGGUUUGACUGAGGUUGUUCAUUAGAGGUUGGGAAAGUGCAACACCUCUCACACCCCCUAGCACCGGUUUUAGCGGAACUCUUAAUACACAUGAGCAACGAGUGGAUAAAUCUACACAUUCAUUACUAGUUUAAUUAUUAUCAUCAUCAUACUUAUCAUUAUCAUAUUUUUAUUAUUGUUGUUGUCGAUAUGGUUUUAUUAUAGUUAUUUGAGAGAACAACAAUCAAAUCUAAACAUUUAUAGUGUUUCAUCAAUGCUCUUGAUCAAUACGUGUUUUAGCCCCCGCCUAUAAAACAAUACGUCAUUUUAGGUUGUCGUAACGGAUAACACAUGAGUUUUUACUGUACCGGCGGCGUCGGAGGCUUGUCUAGACACGUUGUUUUAACAAUUCUGAACAAGCCCAUACAACGAUAACACCAAUUAAUUGACAAAAAAUCCAUAACUCAUGCUAGCAUUUUGACAUUAUGCCCCUCAUGUACUUAGCCAUUGCUUCAACAAAACACAGUCUAUGUCUGUCAGCGAGUUAUUACCUCAGUAUCUGUAUACAGCUUAAUAAAACUUCACACAUCAACUUUAUAAUAUUCCAUAACAUUUACUAUUGUUUUCAUUUCGAUGCCUCUUUUUAUACUUAGCCAUUUUUCUUUUCUUCAACAAUAGGCCUUGAUUCUAUUACUAAAGAACUACAGGCCUGUUUCAAACCUACCUUUUGUCUCAAAAGAAAAGUAGUAGAUCAACGCAUUGAGUGAAACCUGACUUCGAAGAACCUACAUGAACUGCAUCAGUCGGCAUACAGAUUUUUGCAUCACUCGACAGAAACUGCACUUCUCAAAGUUCCAAAUGACAUUCUUCAAUCCCUGGAUCAAAACGAAAUCACAAUCUUGGUAAUGCUUGACUUAUCAGCUGCGUUUGAUACUAUCGACCAUGAAACGUUGCUUAAACGCUUGGAAAAGGACUUCGGGAUCAUUAGCAAACCACUACAGUGGAUGACUUCUUAUCUGAAUGACCGCUACCAAACAGUCUCAGUAAAUGGCGAACUAUCUACUCCAGUCCAUAUGAAAUACAGUGUACCACAAGGAUCUGUCCUAGGACCGAAAAACUACAUCAUGUACACAAAACCCGUUGGUUCAAUCUGCAGAAGCCAUGGACUGAAUCAUCAAUUUUAUGCCGAUGAUUGACAACUAUACUUAUCGUUUAAGCCAAAAAUUAUUUCCCAUCAACACGAAGCCCUAUCUCGGAUUGAAAUCUGUCUCAACGACAUAGUCUCUUGAAUGCAUCAGAACAUGCUGAAGCUCAAUACUGACAAAACUGAGGUCAUUUUGUUUCACACAAAUCACACAAAAAUACCCGAAGAUAUCUGCGUGAAAGUAGGACACUCUCAGAUUAAACCAUCAAUUUGUGUGAAGAAUCUCGGCGCUAGAAUGGAUUCAAACAUAGUCAUGACACAGGAUGUUAACACUCUCUGUAGAGCUAGUUACGUACAACUUCGGCAAAUUGGCCACAUCAGGCAGUACAUUACAGCUGAUGCUACCAAGUCUCUUGUGAACUCUCUGGUUACAUCGAAAGUAGACUACUGUAAUUCGCUGCUGUAUGGAAUUUCCAAAGACACACUGCAAAAACUUCAAUGUGUACAAAACACAGCGGCCCGCAUCAUAACCAGGACUCCAAGAUUCGAACACAUCACGCCGGUCUUAAAGGAGUUGCAUUGGAUUCCGGUUCAGCACCGCAUUGAGUUCAAAAUCUUGACACUUACAUACAAAGCCAUGCCAUCCUAAGUACAUUGUCGAUAUGUUGGACGUGUACAAGCCUCGUAGAGACUUAAGGUCGGCAAAUGGCCCGGUGUCUUUGGUUGUACCGAGGAGUCGAACAGUAAAGUAUGGUGACAGAAGUUUCAGUGCCCUCCCAGCAAGCAUCAGAGAUUCAAGCUCACUGUCCGCAUUUAAAAAAUCUUUGAAAACGCAUCUCUUUCACAUAUGUUAUAAAUAAAUAACAAAAUCUGGAAUACUGUUGAAAAUGGCGUUAAACCAAAUCACAUUCAACAUGUAAUAUCUGAAAUACUGUUAAAAUGGCGUUAAACCAAAAACCAUGAAAGUGAGAAAGGGUUUGGUCUCGUAAUGUAAUUUAACGUUGAACAUAAUUUAUGGAUGAACUUGUUUUAAUUACUAUUCAUUUUAAUCUUUUACCAAUAUAUUUUAUGUAUGUAUGUGUAUGUAUGUGUUCUUUAUGUUUUUGUAAAGCACUUUUGGACGUAUAUAUUUUGUAUGAAAAAAGUGCUAUAUACGUUAGGUAUCAUAAUAAUAAUAAUAAUAAUAAUAUGUUGACAAUUGUCAGCAGAUUAGUAUUUCAGUACUUAUACUUCGCAACUGAACAAACGAAACUUUACACAAUUCUUUGCGAUGAUGGUAAUGCCAAAGGAAUAACACAGGCACCAUAACUAUUUCAUCUUUUUGAUAAAAUACGUAAAAUGUUCGUCUGCCUUGAAUGCAUUUUUAGCUCACCUGUCACAAAGUGACAAGGUGAGCUUUUGUGAUUGCGCGGUGUCCGUCGUCCGUCCGUCCGUGCGUGCGUGCGUCCGUGCGUCCGUAAACUUUUGCUUGUGACCACUCUAGAGGUCACAUUUUUCAUGGGAUCUUUAUGAAAAUUGGUCAGAAUGUUCAUCUUGAUGAUAUCUAGGUCAAGUUCGAAACUGGGUCACGUGUCAUCAAAAACUAGGUCAGUAGGUCUAAAAAUAGAAAAACCUUGUGACCUCUCUAGAGGCCAUAUAUUUCACAAGAUCUUCAUGAAAAUUGGUCAGAAUGUUCACCUUGAUGAUAUCUAGGUCAAGUUCGAAACUGAAUCACAUGCCAUCAAAAACUAGGUCAGUAGGUCUAAAAAUAGAAAAACGUUGUGACCUCUCUAGAGGCCAUAUAUUUCGCAAGAUCUUCAUGAAAAUUGCUCAAAACGUUCACCUUGAUGAUAUCUAGGUCAAGUUCGAAACUGGGUCACGAGCCGUCAAAAACUAGGUCAGUAGGUCAAAUAAUAGAAAAACCUUGUGACCUCUCUAAAGGCCAUAUUUUUCAUAGGAUCUGUAUGAAAGUUGGUCUGAAUGUUCAUCUUGAUGAUAUCUAGGUCAAGUUUGAAACUGGGUCACGUGCGAUCAAAAACUAGGUCAGUAGGUCUAAAAAUAGAAAAAUCUUGUGACCUCUCUAGAGGCCAUAUAUUUCAUGAGAUCUUCAUGAAAAUUGGUCAGAAUGUUCACCUUGAUGACAUCUAGGUCAAGUUCGAAAGUGGGUCACGUGCCAUCAAAAACUAGGUCAGUAGGUCAAAUAAUAGAAAAACCUUGUGACCUCUCUAGAGGCCAUAUUUUUCAUGGGAUCUGUAUGAAAGUUGGUCUGAAUGUUCAUCUUGAUGAUAUCUAGGUCAAGUUCGAAAGUGGGUCAGGUGCCAUCAAAAACUAGGUCAGUAGGUCAAAUAAUAGAAUAACCUUGUGACCUCUCUAAAGGCCAUAUUUUUCAUUGGAUCUGUAUGAAAAUUGGUCUGAAUGUUCAUCUUGAUGAUAUCUAGGUCUAGUUCUAAACAGGGUCAUGUGCGGUCAAAAACUAGGUCAGUAGGUCUAAAAAUAGAAAAACCUUGUGACCUCUCUAGAGGCCAUACUUGUGAAUGGAUCUCCAUAAAAAUUGGUCAGAAUGUUCACCUUGAUGAUAUCUAGGUCAAGUUUGAAACUGGGUCACGUGCCUUAAAAAACUAGGUCAGUAGGUCACAUAAUAAAAAACCUUGUGACCUCUCUAGAGGCCAUACUUUCAUGGGAUGUUUAUGAAAGUUGGUCUGAAUGUUCAUCUUGAUGAUAUCUAGGUCAAGUUUGAAACUGGGCCAACUGCGGUCAAAAACUAGGUCAGUAGGUCUAAAAUUAUUAAAAUCUUUUGACCUCUCUAGAGGCCAUAUUUUUCAAGGAUCUUCAUGAAAAUUGAUCUGAAUGUUCACCUUGAUGAUAUCUAGGUCAGUUUCGAAACUGGGUCACGUGCGGUCAGAAACUAGGCUAGUAGGUAUAAAAAUAGAAAAACCUUUUGACCUCUCUAGAGGCCAUACUUUUCAUGAGAUCUUCAUGAAAAUUAGUGAGAAUGUUCACCUUGAUGAUAUCUAGGUAAAGUUCAAAACAGGGUCAGGUACCUUCGAAAACUAGGUCAAUAGGUCAAAUAAUAAAAAAACCUUGUCACCUCUGUAGAGACCAUAUUUUUCAAUGGAUCUUCAUGAAAAUUGGUCAUAAUUUUUAUCUUGAUAAUAUCUAGAUCAAGUUCAAAACUGGGUCACAUGAGCUCAAAAACUAGGUCACUAUGUCAAAUAAUAGAAAAAACGACGUCAUACUCAAAACUGGGUCAUGUGGGAAGAGGUGAGCGAUUCAGGACCAUCAUGGUCCUCUUGUUAUUAUUCCUGGCUGUAAAGUCGUACGGGGAAUAUAGAAAGGAAGGUCAUAUAUAUGUGUCCGCCUGUCUGACUGCACCUUACCCUUUCACAUCCUCACCCAUCUACGUUCAAAUAAGUAUUUCUGUUACCUCAACUUCUCCAGUGUUUCGAUAUACAGUCACUUGAUAUCAUAGUUUCCCAUCUUUCAGCCGUCCACAUUAAGUACUUCACCCCAUUCCCACCUAUCAGCCGACAUUACACUUCCCGUUUUUUUUUUUUUUUUUGUUUUUUUUUUUUUUUGGUUUUUGUUGUUUUUUUUGCUUUAUUAUAUUUCUUGGUGAGUAUCUCCAGUCACACCCCGCCCACAUUACCCUUAAUCCCAUGCACACAAAAUGUGCAUUCCACUUAAAAUGAUUCUAAAAAUACAUGUUUCGCGCCAUAGAACCAUAGUGCCAUACCAUGUCCAAACAAAAAUCCGUCAUUUAGUUUAAUCUAACAUUAACAUGAGGGACGGACCAGUUUCAAAUGUUGGUAAAACUUGUGCUCCAGUCCUUUUGUAUUAUCACACUAUUGCAAUGUUACGGAAUGUAUUUUGGUGAACUGUGGUAUUAUAUGUCUUGAUGUACUUUUGCUGUUGUAUCUAUCAUGUCUUUUGUGAGUUUUGCAAUAAAAUAUUAUUAAACUAUAACUAUCAUACUAUGUAACCAUUGAUCACCGGUGGAAACGGGAAGACGGCUUCUGAAAGAAAAUUCACUGUUUGUAAAAAUGGUGUAUCUAAUUAAUUUUACUAUCUGUUUAUAUGUCAAAAAUUUGUUUAUUAAAGCAAAGGGUAUUUGAAACACUAUUUCUAAGUUAAUCCAAUUUUUGUUCUGUAAGAAUUGUACUCUAGCACAAAGUAAUGUAACCGUACUAAGUGAACUUUGAACAUUUGUAGACGUAAUUACUAAGAACAUGUCACACUUCGAUAUUUAUUGGAAAAUUGGUAAAAUAUAUAUUACAAAAGUCUACAUUAUCACAGUUUGAUGUGUUAUGUAGUAUUAUAUACAUGUAUCAGACUGUUUCAUAUAUUUAGCUAUGUUUAUUGUUUUCUAUUUACUUGCAAUUUAUUAAUAGAUAUGCCGCCAUUAUUAUGAAAAUGGGAUGCUUAUAUGUUGUUUACUUGAUGUAGAAAAUAAAUGUUUUAAAGUUUGAAAGAAACGUUUGCCAGUCCGAGCUGGAGUAACUGAAUAUUAAUAUUUAUAGAUAAUUACUACAACCACGGGCACGGACAUCACAGACAUCGAGGCCUUCGAGGCUGGUCUCCGUGCCUCGGUAGCAGCCUCGCCUCUGUACGCAAUGUAGACAACUCAUGUAUGUAUCAUAGUUUUAACUGUAUAUAGUCAAAUUUUAACUGCACAGCCUUUAGAGUUGUGACUGUCUUGCCCAAACCCAACCGUGGACAAAGUACAAUCCAGUUAUUGGAGUCCGGUCCUGUACACGGGAGAAGGAAGAUUACUGAAUAUAUAUGACCUAUCUGUUUUUAAAUUUAUUAUUUGAGCCGUGCCAUAAGAAAACCAACAUAGUGGGUUUGCGACCAG
Molecule: messenger RNA, 7211 nt
Organism: Mercenaria mercenaria
Lineage: Eukaryota; Metazoa; Mollusca; Bivalvia; Venerida; Veneridae
Product: carbohydrate sulfotransferase 1-like
Exons: 4
Coding region: 72-1163 (363 amino acids)
Biological process (GO): sulfur compound metabolic process; N-acetylglucosamine metabolic process
Molecular function (GO): N-acetylglucosamine 6-O-sulfotransferase activity
Source: RefSeq, a predicted model, not a curated record